GCGACAGAAUUCAGUAUUUGUUUAAAUCUGCUGGCAACUUCAUAGCCUGAGAUUUGCCUGCUGCUAAAGUGAGCAGAGUAUGGAUUUGGCAGAAGUCCCAUAGACGUGCAUGGGACUUCUGACAAAUCCUCAUCUUGCUUACUUUAGCAGCAGGCAAUUCAAAUACAUAUCCUGCUGGCAGCUCAACAUUGGAGUUGUGCUAUAAAUACAUAUCAUUUAUGGCACUGUUUUUUAAUCUACAUCAUAAAGUCAAAUAAUCUUAGUACCUGUCAAGUGCAAUCUAACAAGGUGGAUCUCAGACCUAAAAAGAUUGUGUGUCCCAGCUAUAAAUACAGUAUCAUUGUGACAUCUACAGUUUCAAUCCCCUUCUCUGCCAAGAAUCUCUGCUUUGCUAUAAAGACAUUCUACCCCAAUAUGUGAAAGCAUGGUGGGUUGUACCAAUGAUUAUAGCCCGGCAAUGCCAAGUGGUUGUUAUGGGCAGGACCACCAUCAGGAAAUUUGGGGUCCCAUUUAGUUGAAGCAUCUUUGUGCCUAUUUACCAAGAGCUGUAAAAAGAAACAGGCAGUUUGUCCCCUGAUAUACGGUAUUCUAUUUUCCCUGGGCCCCUCAUGGCAGUACUGGAAUGACAGCCCUAGUUGUGUACCAUGUUUCAGUGACUGUAAAUAUAUAUAUUUCUCUUAGUUUUUGUGGGACACCUCUGACACUGGUUGUAUAUUUGCUGAUUGUGAUGUUAUUAAACUAUUAACUUACAGUGGUGCUGACUUUCUUCUUUAAUGCUGCUUACAAAUGUGGAUCUCACCAUCGACUCCAUGGGUCCCUUCAUUAGCCAUCUGGUAAUGUAUGGGUUACUCAUGAGGAAAUGGAGAAUCUUACAGCUCCUGCCAAAACGAAAGAGUCAGAAGAAGGAAGUUGGGCACAGAACAUCCACCUAGUGUGUUCAGUGCUGGUGGUCACACAUGCUCAGUAGCUCAUUCCGAUCACCUGGAUCCCCUUGUACAUGUGCAGGUCAGCCAAUAAGAAUCAGUGCACUAGAAGCAUCUUCUGGACAAAUUAGGUGCACGUAUUAAGUGGGGAUCAAAAGAACACCAGAUGGCACCGUAACAAACCCUUGCUUAUGGUGAUAUGAAUCAUGAAUGGAUCGGGAAUGAAUGGCUGCCUAGUUUGGGAUUACCUCAGUACCGAAGUUAUUUCAUGGAAUGUCUGGUAGAUGCUAGGAUGUUGGACCAUCUUACAAAGAAAGACCUUCGAGUGCACUUAAAAAUGGUGGAUAGCUUUCAUAGAACAAGUUUGCAGUAUGGAAUUAUGUGCUUAAAGAAGUUAAAUUAUGACAGAAAAGAACUGGAACGAAGAAGAGAAGUAAGCCAGCAUGAGAUAAAAGAUGUGUUGGUGUGGAGCAAUGAUCGUGUGAUCCGCUGGAUCCAAACAAUAGGUCUUCGAGAUUAUGCAAACAAUAUAUUAGAAAGUGGAGUCCACGGUUCUCUUAUUGCUUUGGAUGAGAACUUUGAUUACACAAGUUUAGCACUAUUACUACAAAUUCCAAACCAAAAUACUCAGGUAAGUUGCCUCAUGCAAGUACUUAGGGCAGGCUACCCAUCCCUACUGACUGACAAUAAUAAUAUUGUUACCCUAAACAAAUUUUCCAGCAAUUAAUAAAUGAUCCCCUAU
This is a messenger RNA of Hyla sarda, 1665 nucleotides long. RefSeq names its product liprin-alpha-2-like. Gene Ontology annotation, biological process: synapse organization. Gene Ontology annotation, molecular function: protein binding. The coding region runs from base 1123 to 1650 and encodes 175 amino acids. The record is from RefSeq and is a predicted model, not a curated record. The transcript has 6 exons. Gene Ontology annotation, cellular component: presynaptic active zone. Lineage: Eukaryota; Metazoa; Chordata; Amphibia; Anura; Hylidae.